Messenger RNA from Homarus americanus (American lobster), 1110 nucleotides. Its product is annotated as mucin-2-like. The transcript has a single exon. NCBI's taxonomy places the organism in Eukaryota, Metazoa, Arthropoda, Malacostraca, Decapoda, Nephropidae. The record is from RefSeq and is a predicted model, not a curated record. The coding region runs from base 1 to 1110 and encodes 369 amino acids.
AUGACGACCUCCUGGCCACCGCUGAUCAUUCGUGACUACCCCUGGCCACCCCUGACUCAUUGGCCAUUAAGCCCCGCCUUCACUCGCCCUUUGGUCAUUUUCGAUCCCGUUCAAUCUACGACUCUCUCAUCUAAUGUGCAAUUCUCGCCUCCCAAUCAUCUUGUACCCUUCACUACCCGACCACUUCUGGCCAACCCUGACGGUGCACAACCCCCCACCCACGAGCCAUCCAGACAGAUGACACCCACGACCACCUCCCCACUACCUCCCUCCCCCGACUCUCCCACGACCACCUCCUCACGAUCACUGACUCACGAUCACUUCCUCACGAGACCACUCCGACCACCUUCCCGACCGCCACGACCACCUCCCCAAUCAUCUCCCACGACUACCGUCCCCCGACCACCUCCCCGACCACCUCCCACGACCACCUCCCACGACCUCUCCCCGAUCUCUUCCUCACGAGACCAUUCGACCACCUUCGACCACUUCCGACUUCCUCCCACGACUACCUCCGACGACUCCCUCCCCAGACCACCUUCCCAACCACUUCACACGACCACCUCCCGACUACCUCCCCACACCGACUACCUCCCGCUACCUCCCGACUACCUCCCGACUACCUCCCGACCUUCUCCGACGACCUCCCGGACUACCUCCCCGACUACCUCCCGCGACUACCUCCCGACUUGUUGUUGUUUUGUUGUUGACUACCUCCCGACUACCUCCCCACGGCUCACCUCCCGACUACUCUCCCGGUUCCCCGACGCUUCCACGACUACCUCCCGACGACUACCUCCCGACGACUACCUCCCCGACUACCUCCCGACGACCUGCCUCCGACUACCUCCCGGACUACCUCCCCACUACCUCUCCUCCGGCUACUCCCGGCUACCUCCCGACUACCUCCCGACGACUACCUCCCACGACUACCUCCCGACUACCUCCGACUACCUCCCGACUACCUCCCGACGACUACCUCCCCGACUACCUCCCGACGACUACCUCCCGACGACUACCUCCCACGACUCACGACUACCUCCCGACGACUACCUCCCACGACUACCUCCCACUACCUCUCCACGACACAUUCUACCGCAUCACUCUUAA